Molecule: messenger RNA, 723 nt
Organism: Lithohypha guttulata
Lineage: Eukaryota; Fungi; Ascomycota; Eurotiomycetes; Chaetothyriales; Trichomeriaceae
Exons: 2
Coding region: 1-723 (240 amino acids)
Source: RefSeq, a predicted model, not a curated record
AUGGCGGCAAAUGAACCCACACCCACUGCCAGCGGUUCAGACUCAGCUGCAUUAAACCGGGACACAAUUGGGGAUAACGAAAAUGGGAACGGGAAUAACGGCAACAAUCCAGGCACUCAAGAGCCUCAGAUUAAUGGAGGAGCAAUCGUGUCUUGGUUCGAUAAGUUUUUUCAGGAUGUGAUGACCAUCUCGUCCUUUGGCGCGGGCAUCACCUUCACAGUCAUCUUCCAACCCUAUGAUGAGUCUGAACAGGACGUCAAGCGAAAUCUUUCGGCGCAGACAGUUAACAAACUCCUUUCCGUCAGCUGGUUCUGUUUCGUCCUGGCGCUCACGUGGAGCGCUAUCUUGAAGAGCGCCUUCGACUUCAACAAGGACAACCUUGCGACUAGCCUCACUGGCCGACCACGCUCUAAAAUUGCUCAUGGUUUGACCGCAUUCGCUUCCUUCAGUGUACAGGCAUUGGUCCUUAUCGGCUUCUUGAUGUCUUCGCAGGCGAUAAUGGCGUUCAGCUCGACAAUAGGCAAGGCCGCUUUCUGGACCACCGCUAUACUCAUUGGUGCCCUUGCUUGUGCUUAUGUGUUUCAAUGCGUUAUUCCCAUUAUCAAAAUUGUUAUAUCUGGCGAAUCAGAAAACACUCUCAUGCUAAAGACUUGGGAUUCCGAACCAGCACGAAGUCGUGCACACUUCACUGCAAUAACCUCUGUCCUCGACAAAGGGAAGUAA